Messenger RNA from Zonotrichia leucophrys gambelii, 2257 nucleotides. Its product is annotated as endonuclease domain-containing 1 protein-like. Gene Ontology annotation, molecular function: metal ion binding; hydrolase activity; nucleic acid binding. The coding region runs from base 143 to 970 and encodes 275 amino acids. NCBI's taxonomy places the organism in Eukaryota, Metazoa, Chordata, Aves, Passeriformes, Passerellidae. The transcript is spliced from 3 exons. The record is from RefSeq and is a predicted model, not a curated record.
GUCAUAUUUAUAUAUUGCAUGUGCACUCCUGAGGAUUCAAACUCUCCUUUAUCCUGGGAGAAGACAGAAGGAACAGUCCAGCUGCCUGAUCUGAGACUCUGCACUAAGGGGAGCAAGAGCCCUUCACUGAAAUCCUGCCACCAUGCUGGGGCUGCUGCUGCUGCAGGUGUUGGCCAGCUGCCUCUGGCUGGGACACAGCGAGGUGGUGAACUCCUUUGCAACUUGUCCUCAGUUCUUCUAUGCACGGAUUCCCCCAAAUGAUGCCCUGAAUCCAAAGAACCCAGCCCGGAUCUGUCAGCGCUUCAGGAACUCGUAUCACUAUGCCACCCUGUACGACAGAGACAGGAGAAUUCCAGUGUACUCUGCUUACAAAUAUGAGCCUGGAGAUGGCAAGGAACCUCCAGAGUGGUGGAUGGUUGAGCCUCAGCUUAUAGGUAAAAAUAAUCUUAAAGAGAUGAAAAGAGAGUCAGACCUCAUUGAUCAACAUCGUUUCACCUUAGAAGAAAUCGAAGAGAGCCAGGCUGUCCUUGAGGACUAUGAAGGACAGAAGGAUUUGGACUUUGGCCAUUUGAAUCCCAGUGACCAUAUGGAGAAUCAAGAUAGCAAGAUGGCUACCUUCACCCUGACCAACGUAGUGCCCCAGGACAGCAGUCUCAACAAGGGCCAGUGGAACAUCUACCAGUCUAAAACAAUGCCCCAACAUACCAAGGACUGUACAACCACCUACGUGAUCACGGGUGCUGUGCCUGGGAACAUUAACAUUGCCAAAGGGAGGGUGAACAAGCCCAGCCACAUCUGGUCAGCUGCCUGCUGUGUGGUGGGCACAGAGCCCACAGGUGCUUGGGGGGCCAUCGCUGAGAACGACAAGAAUGAGGUGGAGACCAUCACGCUGGGGGAGCUGGAGGACAAGUUGUCCAAUCUCUAUGGUGGAAAGGUUACUCUGUUCAACAUGGCCUGUCCCAGGGAAUAAGCCUCACAUUCUCAAUGGAAAGGGUUAGGUGGUUGUUCCCACAUGUCACAGAAUCACAGAAUGGGUUGGUUUGGAUGGGACCUUAAAGCCUAAAGAUCAUCUCGGUCACCUGCCUGCCAUGGGCAGGGACACCUUCCACUACACCACCUUGUUCCAAGCCCUCCCCAGCCUGGCCUUGAACCCUUCCAGGAAUGGAGCAGUCAAAACAGCUCUGGGUAACUUUUACUUCUACCACAGCCUGCUCACUGUAAUUUGCUGCUUUAUAAUAUCCCAUCUAACUCGGCCUCCAUCAGUGUGAAACCAUUCCCUCCUGUCCUCUCACUCCAUACCCUUGUCCAAAGACCCUCUCCAGCCCUCUUGGAGACCCUUGAGGUACUGCACUCUCAGCAGUUUCUCCAGGCUGAACAUCCCCAGCUCUCUCACCCUCUCCCCAGAGCAGACACACUCCAGCCCUUGGAGCACCUUCAUGGCCUCCACUGGAAUCCACUCCAACAGCUUUGGAUCCUUCUUGUGCUGUGGGCCCAGAGCUGGAGGCAGCACUGCAGGUGGGGUCUGAGCAGAGCAGGGUAGAGGGGGACAAAUGUCCUGGUCAGAGUCUGUGCUGCAUCCUUCUCUGGUGUGUUUCCAGCUCUGUCCCUCAGGGCACCUCCUGCUCUGCUCAAAGGCACAAAGAUGUGGGCAAAGCCUCCAGCUGCUUUGCUUUGCUGCCCAUGGCAGGAGAGAGCUCUGAGGAACGAGUCCUCUCCUCCUCAGCUGUCCCCAAGAGUGUGCAGCUGACUUGUCCCUCCCCUCCUUAGCGAGGCUGUUGCACCAGGGACCCUCAGGGUGGCCAGAGAUCCUGUCUGGAGAUCUCCAUGUCUGGAGAUCCCCAAAGCCCAACAAUACAUGAUUGUGGACAACCUGCUCUAGCUGAUCGUGCUGCAGCCUGGAGUGUGGACUAGAAGGUCCUGAGAAGUCCCUCUGAAACACAACAAUUCAGUGAUUCUGUGAUCCUGGCACAUGCUUUUGUUUGCUUGCUUUUGAAACUGCACCUUGGGAGCAGCAGCUGUUGUAUCAGACAGGCAGGCUUUGGCAUCAGAUCCAUAGAGAGCCUGGAGCAGCCAAAUCUGAAUUCCUGUGCUGCACUCCUUGGACACCUUCAUGCUCUGCUCUGCUUCUGAAGCUUUUCUGCAGAUUGAUGGGAAACUGAUUUGGGGAAAUGUAUUCAAUGGUUGUCAAAGAUCAAUGUGUGCCCCAUCAUGGAGUUUGCAAGAGCUUACAAUAAAAGUGAUUUGCUGCAGUGCUGGA